Musa acuminata subsp. malaccensis (wild Malaysian banana) is the source of this 2715-nucleotide messenger RNA. RefSeq names its product solute carrier family 40 member 2, chloroplastic. Gene Ontology annotation, cellular component: membrane. Gene Ontology annotation, molecular function: iron ion transmembrane transporter activity. The record is from RefSeq and is a predicted model, not a curated record. Gene Ontology annotation, biological process: iron ion transmembrane transport. Lineage: Eukaryota; Viridiplantae; Streptophyta; Magnoliopsida; Zingiberales; Musaceae.
CCGAAAUAGGCCAACUUGAUCAAGACGCCCAAACUUCGCCACGCAAAACCUUUGCCCCCCUGCCAGCCGUCCAUCCUUGAUCAGACGGUCGACGACCCCGAAAGUACUGCGAACUUCAGAGCCCUUCUUCCUCGCCUCCACGGUUUCCCCAUGGUUCCGCCCCUUCCACCGUAUGCGGAUGAGCCGAGGACGCGAGAGAGAGAGAGAGUCUAACGGUGGAUUUUGCUUUUGAGACCCUAGAAUCCUCUUCGAUCUCGACAGGCGAGGCUGCAUGAGUAGGAGGGGAGAGGUCGGUCGCGGCGUCAGACGAAGGUUCUUGAAGCACUCAUGGCGCCGUUCAUCGUCUCCUCCCCGUGGACGCUGCCUCCGCCUCCUCCCGGCUGCGGAGUCUCGUCUCUCAUCCGGGGUUCUGCGAAGCCGAACCCCCGCCGAUGCGUUGGCCACCUUCGACGGUUGAGGCUGAGGCCCUCCGGCUGCCCCAUUCGCAGGUUGGAUGUAUUCACUUCAAAAUGCUUUGCUACAAACACUGAUGUUGAUGGUGACAAUGUAGCAGCUGAGAAUACAGUUGCAGAAAAUCCUAGGCCUCUUUCAUCCAGUUGCUCAAUAUCAGUUCAUCUGAAAUCUGAUAUUCUUGAUUCUAUACCUUUAGAUUUGUCGAGCAAAAAGACAGAUGCAAACCGUGUCUUCACAAACCUACAUGUUUUAUCCAAAAGAGAGCAAGAUGCUCUAGCAGCUACUCCAACACAUCCUACAAGUUUAUAUGUUCUAUAUGCUAUCUCCUUGGUGGGAAAUUUAGUCGAACAACUCUGGAACUUCGUUUGGCCUGCUGCUGUUGCAAUUGUUCAUCCGAGUCUUCUGCCUGUGGCUGUUGUGGGUUUCUUCACAAAGCUAGCCAUUUUUGUUGGGGGCCCAUUGGUUGGUAAACUUAUGGAUUGUUUCCCUAGAGUUCCUGCAUAUCAUAGCCUAAAUGUUAUUCAGACAGCUGCUCAGUUGUUAUCAGCUAGUAUGAUCAUAUAUGCACUAAAUAAUACCAUAAAGCAAAGCUCUACAUCUUCUGUAAUUCUCCAACCUUGGUUCAUGGUACUCGUUGUGGCUGGGGCAAUUGAAAGGCUUGCAGGCUUAGCAUUGGGGGUCACGAUGGAGCGUGAUUGGGUUGUUAUGUUAGCAGGCAGAAACAGGCCAGUUGCACUUGCCCAAGCAAAUUCUGUACUUAGUCGAGUUGAUCUUCUUUGUGAGAUAGCUGGUGCUUCACUCUUCGGCAUUUUGUUGUCAAAGUACAAUCCAGUGACAUGCUUAAAACUUGCUUGUGGUUUAACAAUAUCUGUGCAACCUAUUCUGGUUAUCCUGGGUCAUGUUAUCAAUUCACUUUCCAGUGGUGUUCUUGAUUGCUCAAGAUCUGGCGUUAAACCUGUUGGUUCAUCUUCUUUGUUUGAUGCCAGGAAGAUCGUUGAAAAUGGACUAGAUGCGUUUGGACAUGGCUGGAAGGAAUAUAAGCAUCAGCCUGUGCUUCCUGCAAGUUUGGCAUAUGUGCUUCUUUACUUCAAUAUUGCUUUAGCACCUGGUGCCAUAAUGACUGCAUUCCUAGUACAUCAUGGGAUAAAUCCAUCAAUUAUUGGUGGAUUCAGUGGAUUAUGCUCUAUCAUGGGUUUUGCUGCGACGUUCAUGUCUGCAAGUCUAGUAAGACAGCUCGGCAUAUUAAAGGCAGGAGCUGCUGGAUUGAUUUUUCAGGCAUUUUUGCUCACAUUAGCUGUUUCUGUGUAUUGGGCCGGUUCUAUUACUCAGCAAGCUAGACUACUAAUUUUUCUCUCCUUGAUUGUAGUGUCACGAUUGGGCCAUAUGUCAUAUGAUGUUGUGGGGACACAGAUUCUUCAAACGGGAAUUCCUACUGCCAAAGCAAAUUUGAUAGGGAUAACAGAAGUUUCAAUGGCCAGCCUAGCUGAACUUCUGAUGUUUGGUGUAGCAAUAAUUGCAAAUGACGUUUCACAUUUUGGUUUUCUGGCUACACUAUCUGUGUCCUCGGUUGCAGUAGCUGCCUUGAUUUUUUGCUGGUGGUUAGCUAAUCCAACAGAUGGUCAGAAAAAGCUCUUCAAGUUUGAUGCUCCACUUUAAUGCUUAUUGUAGCAGAGUUAUGUUGGAGUCUGUAAGGCAGCAAGCUUUCUUCCUGCCUCUGAUCUCCAGUCUGGCAUUUAGUUAUCACCUGGAGAAUUUUUUAGGUGCUUCAGCUGGGAAUGAAAUGACUGGGCAUAAAUUUGGCUAUGGAGCUCCUAGACAAACAUCAACCAAACACUUCCAAUAGCUGGAAAUACACAAGCCUAAAUGCUGCUUCACAUUCUACUGAGUACUACUAUUUGAGUUCUUGAGAUUAAACUUAAUCAUGUGUUUGUUCAAUGAUUUCAAUCUUGAUUUCAUAGAGUUUUUUCUUUUGAAAAAAAUCAACACAUUUUGUUAUCACAAUUGGCCAUGUAUAUAUAACAACCUGAGUAAAGUCUUUGGUGACCAAAAUAAAUACACAACAUGUCUCACUCGCCAUAGAAAUUGGAGCAGUUUGACCAAAAAUUUGCUAGAAUAUAUGCUAUGUUAACAUGUGGAAGUAGAAAACAGAACAGAAAAAAAAUUCAAGUAGUGAUCUUGUUUGCAAGUUGUACUGAUAUCAGAAAAUUGUGAUUAAUCUUGUGCACUUGAUUAAUUUUGUGGAAAGAGAUCCAAACUUUGUCA